ACUAGAUCAAAUUUUAUAAAAACUGUAUUAGAAAAUACAUCUUAUUGAGUCAUCUCGUUUCAAGGAUUGGCAUUAGAGAAAUGGUCUUAAAUAAGACCACAACUUCACUCAAAUACACCGAAUAGGAGCACCUACUUUUAAACUCCUAAAAAAGACUUUAUUUUCCAUACCUUCCAAUUUUACCCCUACACUUAUCUGCCGAAAAACUCCAAGGCCCAACUAACUCCAACUCUUCCAGCAAUACGGCCAAUACCUUCCAUAGAUCUGGAAGAUGAGCGUGGUGCAAAUCGGGAAGAAGAUGGAAGCGGUGCACGGUGACUCAGGGACGUUUUGAUGGUUGUAUGGCGUCAGCGCCGGUGGACGGUGUCACGGCGCCACGACAUCAGUGUCGUCGGUGGACGCGACAGAAAUCACUCCUCCUCGUACUGCUCUUUUCCUUCUCUUCCACCUUGUUCCUCUCUAUUCCGCCGAUCCGGUUCCUUCUAGAUCAGAUUUGGGAUAGAGCGUCACUGCCCCACAUUUUCUCUCACUUCUACUUCUUUGUCGCUGCUCUUUUUUCUUCCGUCUUUUUUGUUUGUUCUCUGUUCAUUUUUUGGCAUCAAUUUGGUCGCUGCUCUUGUUUUGUGUUUUGUCUUGCUGCUUAAUAUUCUUUUUUCAAAUUUCCUUUACCAAAUUGUAAUUUUGUUUUGUUUAUUUUUAAUGUGCAUUAAUUUACGUAGUAUUUUGUUUGUUUGUUCGCUGUUCAUGUUAAAUUGUCCCUAUUUUGCAUUUUUAGUUGAGAAGAGUUUUGGGGCAGCUUACUUAAAUUGCAUGAGCAAGUGGGCUGAUUAUGUAUGUACUCAAUUAAUCGUGUGAUUUUAUUGUAACAUUGAUAUUAUGCUAAUGUUGUCAUUGAGCCCACAUGCUGGAAAAGAAUUUUGGCAUUUGUCCAAAUUCCACAAUGUUCUUCUAUGGGUUUUAUGCUAUGACUUCAGAAAGCAAGUCAUCAAUGGAGAAAAAGUUUGCAGGUUUUAGGAGUUUUGGAUGGUCUGACUCGGAAAUAAUCACUAUGUUUCAGAAGCAACCUUUUUAUUUCAUGAAUGGACUAGGAUGCAAGAUGGAUUUCUUGUCCAGGCGAUCUGUUUUUACCUAUGGUUUGGAAAAAAGGGGUAAUGCCCAGGGAUGCUGUCCUGGAUAUUUUGAAGGAGAAGAAGCUGUUUGUGAAAACCGUAUGUGUUUAUACUCUUUUGGGCUUAACAGAAUCAAAGUUCGAGGAGUUUCUGUUGCCAUAUAAAGAUUUAGUGACGGAUCUGUGUGAAUCAUACUAUCUACAUGACAAGGACCAUCCAGUAGCACCACACUUCAAUAUGGUGAUGUUUGUUAGCUGGUUAUUGUUAUUUUGGUUAGUUAGUUAGUUCGAGUAGCACCACACUUCGAUCAAUAUGGUGAUGUUUGUUAGCUGGUUAUUGUUUGGUGAAAACUGUAUGUGUUCGUUCAUACAUGACUGUUAGCCGGUUAUUGUCAUUUUGGUUACUGACUUGGAGUAACAUUAUUAUUAUUAUUAUUAUUAUUAUUAUUAUUAUUAUUAUUAUUAUUAUUAUUAUUAUUAUUAUUAUUAAGAGAUUUGAU
This is a messenger RNA of Cuscuta epithymum, 1608 nucleotides long. The record is from the annotation of a GenBank genome assembly. Lineage: Eukaryota; Viridiplantae; Streptophyta; Magnoliopsida; Solanales; Convolvulaceae.